Anolis carolinensis (green anole) is the source of this 2110-nucleotide messenger RNA. RefSeq names its product heat shock protein family B (small) member 2 (gene hspb2). Bases 114 to 653 code for a protein of 179 amino acids. NCBI's taxonomy places the organism in Eukaryota, Metazoa, Chordata, Lepidosauria, Squamata, Anolidae. Gene Ontology annotation, molecular function: structural constituent of eye lens. Gene Ontology annotation, cellular component: nucleus; cytoplasm. The record is from RefSeq and is a predicted model, not a curated record. The transcript is spliced from 2 exons. Gene Ontology annotation, biological process: response to heat; negative regulation of apoptotic process; protein refolding.
UCCUCCUCCCGGAGGAAUCCUCUCCGACGAAAACAUUGAAAUCUGGCCGCAGCCUUUGGACCGUAGAGGCCAAAACAAGGAGCUCGAGAGGUCCAUUCCUCCUUGAGAAGACCAUGUCCGACCGAACCGUCCCUCACGCCCACCCCAUGAGCACAGAAUACGAGUUCGCCAACCCCAGCAAGAUUUACGACCAGAAUUUUGCAGAAGGCAUUUCUGCAGGUGACAUCCUGGCCCCCACCUUGUACCACGGCUACUACAUCCGCCCCCGGAUUAAUAAGCAGCUGGACCGGGGCAUCUCGGAGGUCAGCCUCAAUGACCACAAGUUCCAGGUCUUCCUUGACGUCUGCCACUUCACGCCAGAUGAGGUGGCUGUCCGCACUGUGGACAACCUCCUGGAGGUGACAGCUCAGCACCCGCAGAAGGCCGACCGCCAUGGCUUCGUCUCCCGCGAGUUCAGCCGCACCUACAUCCUCCCUUUGGACGUCAACCCACUCAUGGUGAAGGCCACCUUGAGCCAUGACGGCAUCCUGUGCAUCGAGGCCCUGCGGACGGGGAAGGAGGUGAAGGCCAGGGUCAACGAGGUGAAGAUCACACAACAAGAACCUCCGCCGGAGAAGAAAGGGAGCACCGAGGAGGAAGAGAAGCAGGACUAAGUCUUCUUGAGGUGCACCAAGAGCUUGGGAUUGCAUUGACCUCUCAAUGAGAACUUGGUGCAGCUACAUUGGGCAAACUUGGGCCCUCCAGGUGUUUUGGACUCCAACUCCCACCAUUCCUAACAGCCGGUAGGCUGUUAGGAAUGGUGGGAGUUGGAGUCCAAAACACCUGGAGGGCCCAAGUUUGCCCAUGCCUGCAUAAGCAUCUCUGGCAAACUACUACUCCCGGUGGUCAAAGUGUUGGAGACUAGCCUGGAAGGGAAGUAAACAUGUGUAACAAAGAAUUUAUAUCUCAGCUUAUCUAAAAUUGACCAAUGGCUGAGGAUCUUCCUCACCUUCCACAACUACAAAUGAUACCUGUGACCUCACUUGUUGAUUUCAAGCUAACUUUUGGUCUUGGAACUUUCUGGAGAAAGGCACCAGCUCACAGGAAGGGAGGGGCAUAUGUAGAGUCAAAGUUACAUAGGCAAUAGUUGAAUAUUUACAUAAAGCUCAAAUUUAAGAUAAGACUGUCCAAUUCUGAUCAAAUCAUUAUUCUCAUCUUCUUCGAUGUGAAUGUGCUUAUGUAUCCUUUUAAUAAUAAUAGAGUAAAAUAAUGCAUGUAAUAAUAAUAAUAAUAAAUACAGGAAAAUAAUACAAGUACAGUUGAGUCUCACUUAUCCAACUGCUGAUGCCUCACCAAACAACAAAUCCCAGGAUUGCAUAGCAUUGAGCCGUAUAUACUUGAGUAUAUGCCGACCCGAAUAUAGGCCAAGGCACCUAAUUUUACCACAAAAAAACUGGGAAAACAUUGACUCCAGUAUAAGCCGAGGCUGGUAAAUUUCAGAAAUAAAAAUAGAUACCAAUAAAAUUACAUACAAUAAAUACAGGAAAAUAAUACAUGUAAUAAUAAAAUAAAAUAAUAAAUGCAUUAAUAAUAAUAAUAAAAUCAGUGAAAUAAUAAAUGCAUUAAUAAUAACAAAAAUAGAGUAAAAUAAAUAAUAGCAACAAUAAUAGAGAAAAAUAAUAAAUGUAAUAAUACCAAUAAUAAUAGAGAGAAAUAAUAAAUGUACCAUAUAUUCUCGAGUAUAAGCUGUCCCAAAUAUAAGCCGACCAGGACCCUCACCCGAGUAUAAGCAAAGGGGGGCUUUUUCAGUCUUAAAAAAGGGCUGAAAAACUAGGCUUAUACUCGAGUAUAUACAGCAUGUCCUAACUCUGGUUUGGGGUCCUACAAACCUAUAUUGUCAUUUUAUUACAGUUCAAGUAUCAAGGUGUCCUGCAAGGAAUCAUUACAGUAUGAUUAAAUAUUUUCUUUUGGAUCUCCCCAACUUUCUGUCUUAAAACUACAAUUCCCAAGACCUCAAUGGAAGAAGAGAAGGCUGCUAACCGAUUGUCUUUUAUAAUAGGAACAAACCCACAACGAAUGCACUAAGACAUCCCUUCUGCUAACCACAAGUAUUAAAAAUGCUGUUCUGUCA